Molecule: messenger RNA, 3313 nt
Organism: Glycine soja
Lineage: Eukaryota; Viridiplantae; Streptophyta; Magnoliopsida; Fabales; Fabaceae
Product: G-type lectin S-receptor-like serine/threonine-protein kinase SD2-5
Exons: 1
Coding region: 673-3126 (817 amino acids)
Biological process (GO): protein phosphorylation
Molecular function (GO): protein serine/threonine kinase activity; ATP binding
Source: RefSeq, a predicted model, not a curated record
UAAUGCGUUUCACGGCUCCAAGACCUGAGUUAGCUGUAAAGUACAAAGGCAACCAAAGUCAGAUCCACUCUGAAACCAUCUUCUACCGCGCUUCUCUUCUGUGUAAAUACUAUCGCAAAUUCUCUGCUUUCUCCACCUUCAUUCAUUCAUUCAUUGUCAUACUUAACAACGCGCUUCUUCUUCCACCUCUUUCCUUUUGCAUCUUUGAUCUCCUUUCACGUGCCACGCAGAUAGACUCGUGGUCAAAUGAAGAGUACUUUGCCCAGUUGUCUUUGUUGACUUUUCCCACAACUGCUUCUCUCUUCCCUUCUCAUCUCCACAACCACAAACUAACCGUAUCAACCCCUCCGUUUCACAAUUAAUAUACUCCUUCAUUUUCAAUCUGCUCAUGCCCCUAUCCAUUUUCUUACGUGUGAUUUCAGGAUUCUUCAUAUUCCAAAUCAUCUACUAUUAGACUUCUUGAUUGGUCAAAUCCUAUAUUUGGGUCUGUUCAUAUUCUCUCAUUUCUUGUUCUUUCUCCGUACUUUACAUACCCUUCAUAAAACAUUAUUAAUAAAAAACAGUUACUUGGUAUUCUUUUCUGGGGUGGUUCUUGUUGUUGGUUGGUCUCAUAUUGCUAGCGGUUAGAUGAAUUCUGUUUCUUCCAUGUGCGUUUGAUUUCCAUUUGUGAACAUGGGAAAACAUUGGUCUUUCUUCCAUAUUACGGGUACCCUUUUCCUUUUGUGCAAAGUCUGUCUAGCUGGGAGUCAAUAUUCUGGACGUGUCUUACCCGGGGUAUUAAAUGGUUCUCAAAUGAAUUGGAUUGACAGAGAUGGCAAGUUCCUUGUCUCAAAAAAGGUUCAGUUUGCCUUUGGCUUUGUCACCACAACGAAUGACACCACCAAGUUUCUACUUGCAAUCAUCCAUGUGGCCACUACCAGGGUAAUUUGGACCGCCAAUAGAGCAGUUCCUGUUGCUAACUCGGACAAUUUUGUGUUUGAUGAAAAGGGCAACGCUUUCUUACAGAAAGAUGGAACCUUGGUUUGGUCAACAAGCACAAGUAACAAAGGGGUUUCUUCAAUGGAAUUGCUUGACACAGGGAAUUUGGUUUUGCUUGGAAUUGAUAAUAGCACAGUGAUUUGGCAAAGUUUUAGCCAUCCAACAGAUACUUUGUUGCCAACUCAAGAGUUCACUGAGGGAAUGAAACUCAUCAGUGAUCCUAGCUCAAACAACUUGACCCAUGUUCUUGAGAUCAAGUCUGGUAAUGUUGUUCUCACUGCAGGUUUUCGAACCCCGCAGCCUUAUUGGACUAUGCAGAAGGACAACCGCAGAGUCAUCAACAAGGGCGGUGAUGCGGUGGCUUCAGCAAACAUUAGUGGAAAUUCAUGGAGGUUCUAUGACAAAAGCAAAUCUUUGUUGUGGCAAUUCAUUUUCUCUGCAGAUCAAGGCACAAAUGCGACUUGGAUUGCUGUUUUGGGGAGUGAUGGCUUCAUCACUUUCUCGAACCUCAACGAUGGAGGGUCAAAUGCUGCUUCUCCAACAACAAUACCCCAAGAUUCUUGUGCUACACCGGAACCUUGUGAUGCAUACACCAUAUGCACAGGUGACCAAAGAAGGUGUAGUUGCCCUUCUGUUAUUCCUAGUUGCAAACCUGGUUUUGAUUCUCCCUGUGGUGGUGACUCAGAAAAGUCCAUUCAGUUGGUUAAAGCUGAUGAUGGGCUUGAUUACUUUGCGCUUCAAUUCCUUCAACCUUUUUCGAAAACCGAUUUGGCUGGUUGCCAAUCUUCUUGCCGCGGAAACUGCUCGUGCCUUGCUUUGUUCUUCCACAGAAGUUCAGGGGCCUGUUUCCUUUUGGACAGUGUAGGUAGCUUUCAGAAACCUGAUUCUGAUUCUGGUUAUGUUUCUUACAUUAAGGUCUCGACAGAUGGAGGCGCUGGCACGGGUUCUGGGGGCGGCGGAGGUGUCCAUAAGCACACCAUAGUUGUUGUGGUCAUUGUCAUAAUAGCCUUGGUUGUCAUUUGUGGUCUGGUCUUUGGGGGAGUUAGAUACCACAGAAGAAAGCAAAGGUUGCCUGAGUCUCCUAGAGAAGGUUCAGAAGAGGACAAUUUCUUGGAGAAUUUGACUGGCAUGCCAAUCCGUUACAGCUACAAGGACCUUGAGGCGGCCACUAAUAACUUCUCUGUGAAGCUUGGGCAAGGGGGUUUUGGGUCAGUGUACAAAGGAGUUCUACCCGAUGGGACUCAGUUAGCAGUGAAGAAGUUGGAAGGUAUUGGACAAGGGAAGAAAGAGUUCAGGGCUGAAGUUAGCAUCAUUGGUAGCAUUCAUCAUCUUCAUUUGGUUAGGCUUAAGGGAUUCUGUGCUGAUGGAACUCAUAGGCUCCUUGCUUAUGAAUACCUGUCUAAUGGCUCCUUGGAUAAAUGGAUAUUCAAGAAAAACAAAGGUGAGUUUCAGUUGGAUUGGGAUACUAGGUUCAAUAUAGCUCUGGGAACAGCAAAAGGACUUGCUUAUCUGCAUGAAGAUUGUGACUCAAAGAUUGUUCAUUGUGACAUCAAGCCGGAAAACGUGCUUCUGGAUGACCACUUCAUGGCCAAGGUUUCGGAUUUUGGGCUGGCUAAGCUCAUGAACCGAGAACAAAGCCAUGUUUUCACAACACUGAGGGGCACCAGGGGAUAUCUUGCACCGGAGUGGAUAACAAACUAUGCCAUAUCAGAGAAAAGUGAUGUCUAUAGCUAUGGUAUGGUGCUACUAGAGAUCAUUGGGGGAAGGAAAAACUAUGAUCCCAGUAAGUCUUCAGAGAAGUCCCAUUUCCCAACUUAUGCUUAUAAGAUGAUGGAAGAAGGGAAGCUGAGAGAUAUUUUUGACUCGGAGUUGAAAAUUGAUGAGAAUGAUGAUAGGUUUCAAUGUGCUAUAAAAGUUGCAUUGUGGUGCAUACAGGAAGACAUGUCAAUGAGGCCAUCUAUGACCAGAGUUGUCCAAAUGUUGGAGGGUAUUUGUAUUGUUCCUAACCCACCAACCAGUUCUUCGUUGGGUUCUCGCCUUUAUGCCACUGUGUUCAAAUCCUCCAGUGAAGGGGCCACCUCUUCUGGUCCCUCAGACUGUAACAGUGAUGCUUAUCUCUCCGCGGUUCGCCUUUCAGGGCCUAGAUAACAAUACCUGUCUCUUUUGUUUAUUUUCUGUGUGUUGUAUUGUUGAGUAAAUUAGUUUGUGUAAUACAGCAGAGCUACUCUGGAUUGUGUGGGCUUUGCAUGCUUCCAGCUCUUGUACAUUUUGUUCAAGUUCCUCAAAUUUUGUAAUAUAAAUAGCUAUUCAUAAUCAUCCUGCAGCAUUUCUUUCU